CCACGCGCAUCGUGUAACCAAAACAAUAUGGCGUCCAACAGUUGUCAAAAAAUCGAAAUCUAUGAAUUUAACUUAAUACUGACGAACUGCAAUGUUUAAAAAUGAACAAGAAUGUAAAGAACAUUUGAAACGCGAGGAAGGUUUACUUUUAUGACAACAAAAUGCUCGGAGGUGCUUAUUCUACCCAGUUCAAGAAUAUUGAACGUCAGCAUGUGGACACAAUAAAAACGCUGGCAGUAAAUGAAAAGUCUGAUGCUAUUGCAAGAGCAAGGAAACUCUCAGUGGAAACAAACAGACGUAGAAGAGCUCUGGCCAUAAAGAGAAAGUCAGAAGCUGAGCGUGAAGAGAAGAGGCGUCAACAGAUCCUGGCAAAACGUAGAGAGAAACAGCAAGAGGCAACAGAGAAGUUCCAGAGAGGACACAUACAGAGUAGGCCAGGCAGCGGGUCAAGCAGUGGGAGAUGGUCACCAAGACGAACAAACAUACACACACAACUAGAUGAUGCCCUUAAAAUUGUCCGAGGUAGUCCAGCCAGUUCUCGGGCAAGUUCGGCUCGAACCCGCAACCAAUCUAGUCCGAAUACCUCCUUCUACAGACAGAACAGUGAUCCACUAAGUAAACCAUACUUCAAUAAGUAUGCCCAUCCUUCAGUCAAUAAUGGAGGACACAGCAUUCAUUCUACACACAGUACACAUCAUAAACAGGAAGAACUGCAUAAUAAAAGUCUACGGAACUUAAACAACAGUCGUAAUUUAUUUGAACAACAGUUAGAGUCCUACCAACAGUCACUGCUUGAACAGCAGCAAAACACUUUGAGAGAAUUCAAUAAACAGCUAAUGAAAGAGAUUGAAGUGGAUAAAAAUGUUGUCAAUAAUGAAACAAAUGGAGUUAAUGGAUUAGACAGGAGUGAAAGUCUUUCAACAGUUGAUAGUCUUGAAGACGGAGAUACAAAUGAAACACUGCGUGAAAGUUGUGACCUCAAUGCGUUUAUGACACAAAAAAACGAAGAUAGUAAUUUUGCUAAUGGUGCCAAAAAUGUGACUUUUGCUGGUGAUCAGAAUCAAGCAAUAAAAAUAUAUGGAAAUAAUUCACAUAUUGUACACAGUGCAGUAAAUAUGGAACCUCAGAACAUUGAUUCCUACAACUCUCAAGCUUUGCAAGCUCCCAAUCAAAGAUCUGAGGAGCAGAAACAACAGUUUUAUAUUCAGAGACAGAAAGAAAUCCAAUUACAGUUGCAAGAACAACAACAAAAGCAGAUGUUGUUGCAGCAAAAACAACAGAAAGAACUGCAGCAGAAAGUUUUGGAGCAGCAACAGAAACAACAGCAGUUGCUGCAGCAACAAUAUGAACGACAAAAACAGGAAGAAUUAGAGAAGCAACGACAAGAACAUCAGCAGCAACAAGCUGCUGUUUCCAUGGCAACAACAGCUUCUGACUAUGCAAGCAGUGAAGAAGGGAAGGAAAAUCAGAGACCCAAAGUUCAGAUGAAAGCAUGGGCAACUCCGUCGCCCCACCCACCUCCUCCGGCCAGUACUGUUAUCACUACAGCACAAACAUAUGUUACACAUGCAAGUCCAUACACAGGCAAGAAUACACACACGAAUAUGACGGUUCCCAUGGUGACCUCUAAUGAUCAGAUUUCAAAUUCUAAUACACCAUUUAGUGUUAACAGCAACUCUAGUGUGUCUCAGACAAACAGUUCGAGUGCAACACGUUUAAAUGACAAGAAUGUGCAAGGAAACACAGAUGUAAACAAAAGAGAAUAUGUUAAUUCACCAAGUACUCAAGACAAAAGCCUAUCCUUCUUGGAAACAGUAACCUAUGGAUUAUCUGUAACACCAGAUUCUAACAGUACCAAUUCUACACCAACCACUGUCCCAAAGAACCAAUCAAAUAAUGGUGUAAGUGAUGUGAAACCCACACAACAAGCUUCCAAAACAAAUGGAAAUUCUGGUGCUCCAACUAAACAAUCUACAACGUCGGCUAAUGUUCCGAAAACCCCAAUUCAUGCUGGUUAUUACAAUUCUUAUGGUGCUGCUUACUCUGCUAGACAACAGUUAACAAAUGGCACUAACAAUAAACACGCAGUCAAAGAGUCUGCAGGUACUGUUACAACACAAGCUGGUACAGCAAAAAUGAAUGGAGAAGUUACCUGGGGUUUACCGGAAGAAUUGGCAGGACACUUGAAGAUGAUGACAACCGAACCCAUAAUGAAUGGAGACGAUACCGGAGACACAGAUUCUGUCAGUACUAUCUGUGAAGAACGGGAACCAGAACCUAAAGAUGUGAAGAGCAUUUUAAAGCGGACAGGAAGUGGCAAGAAGACUGGGGGAAUUCUAAAGAAAUCUGGUUCCACGGGCAAUAUGAAGGAGAUACGUGACAGCUUGGAAAUUACACGUGUACACCUGCAGACUAGUGCUGAAGAAAAGGAACAAAGGAUGCUAAGAGAGAAGGAACGACUUAAAAAUCCACCACCAACGCCUACAAAGAAGAAUGUAAGAUUUGCAGAUCUAUGCUAUGAUGAUGAACCAGAACAGAGUGGAGAGGGGGACAGUAAACUGUUUGUGAAGAGAAAUAAUGAUGCAGUGAGCCACAAGCCAUCAAGGCCAGUAUCAGCAGUUACAACAAAGACUUUAUCUCCAAAGAUAGAUAGUAAGCCCCCUCGAGCCUCAAGUGCUAGUACUGUUCGAACAAGCACCAUUCCACGUGCAAAAACACAGAUUGUACGACCCCAGGCUGCAGCUCAUAUCAUUACACAAAGUACACAAAAUCUGGACAAUGUUAACGAGAAAGUUACCGUUGUAAAUAAUAAUUUUAUGGAGAAAGUUCCGGCUAUGGCAAGAGCCAAUCAAUCAGACGUCAGUCUAUGCUAUGAAUUCUGUGAGUUACACACAUCACAACAGAAAGUGAACUAUGCUGUAUCAAGUAUUGUGAUGCCUAAGAGUGAAAGUGCCCCGUUUAUAUAUCCUGGUUAUAACAAGCAGGGUCCAGUCCCUGCAGGCAGUGUAAACGGUCCCUCUCAGGGAGGGAACAGUUCUAAAUAUGAUUGUGCUGUGUAUAAUGAAAAUGGUUUACGAAUUGAUCGGACCCCAACUGAUGAUGAGAUCAACUUUUUAUGGGACAAAUUACGUAACUGUCUCAGUAGGAAUUCCCAAGCAACGCCUGAUGGGGUUCAAACUGAUGGCCAGACAGGGGGCUCACGUCAGGCAGCCCCAGUUGCACAUACAUACAUUGAUGGAAAUGCUUUAGGCCAGUUCAACAGUUUAAAUAGGGUAGCCCAACAACCAGGUCACAAUAGCAAUACCAGUCUUUCAUUACGUAGACAGAACUCUCUUGAUAGUGCACCUAAUUCAUACACACGACGUUACGGUCUGCUACAACAGCGAAAACAACAACCAAACCCAAACAGUCUUAAGUCACGACAACAAGAACAACAGCAGCAGCAGCAGGGUUACACUGUGUACCAGGCUCCGGUACAAAGUAACUCAGAACCUCAACCUUCUGGGCCUAUUAUUAAUGGUGCUGAUGUGACAGAGAGUAUGGCAGGGUUUCUGGCGGCGGAGCAGUUAGCAGAUCAGUCUGUAUCUGAGAGUAGAAUACAUCAAGCUAUGGAGGAGGCCCAGUCUCGACAACUUGCCUAUAAUACUGCUAGACCUCAACCUAAAGUAAAGUCAGCGCUUUCAGUAGAGGAACAGAGGUUAAUGGAAUCGUUAGAUAGACUAAAUGACAAACUUAAAACUGCUGAAGGUGUGUCAGAUAUGAGCCCACAGAGUCAGCCUGCGCCACAACAGCAACAGCAACAGCAGCCAGUGCGACAGGUUGCUGUACAUAGAUCAUCAUUUCUUACUGCAGAUGGAAAGGAGGAAAUUAAGUCGGAAGAAGAUUCUGUGAGCGGUUUCAAAGGUCACACACCAAUUACUCAGAGAAGAGUGAUAGAAGCCGGAAACCACAGAGCACGAUUGAGAAUUACAUCUGCUCAUCUCAAACAAAACAUUCAUAGACAUCAGUAGAAGCCGAAAACCAUAAAGCUCGACUGAGAAUUACAUCUGCUGAUCUCACAUGGACAUUAAUUUACGUAAACAAUUCAAAAACAAAUAUUUUGAAAGUCACCGACUAGAAAACAUUCAAAGAUAUCGAGGUUUGGGCUUGGAGUGGAUGUGUACAGCUGAAUUUGUAAACAUAAAGACAAAUCCAACAUAUGUGCCUGUAUGGCACUGAAUAGACAUUAAUAGAAGUAUUUCAUGGAACAAAAUUUUUCACAAUAAUUGACGAAAAGUGCAGAUUUUUAUUUUGAAUUUAAAAAUCUGGAACAUUCAGUUUAUUUCACUGAUGUCUUUGCAUUUUAUAGAAUAGAAUUGAAUGCAAGUAACAUGUAUGAAUAUAAGUGAUUUAUUUUACACAAGUCUGCUGUUACAAAGUAUUUUUUCAAAAAUUGAAAGAAAACAGUCAGCUGCUGUGAGCAUGUAAAAUGUACAAUAUUUUAUUUCCAAGCCUUGUGCACAUUUGAAUAAAUGAACUCUUGAAACCAUUUUAAUUACUCAGUAGGUUCAUUUUAAGAGACUUCUAGAGAUAUUUUUCUUGCAGUUAACACUGAAAACAAGCCUUGAAUGUUCUUCAGUUUCGUUUUUCGGUAAGAACAUUUGCAUACAUUGAAGAUAUGUGAGGUGUAUAGGUAGUGUUAUUCAAUUUCCUCGUUCAUUUUCAACUUGAAAUAGAGCAUGUCAAGUUAGCUCUGUUGGAAGAGCACAAAAAUGAAUUGGGAGAAUGCAAGUUUGAUAUCUAGGCAAGAUGAACGAUUAAAAGAACAACGCCUUCAUGCUGGGAAAGUUGUUGGUUACUUCUGGAGAACAAGUCCAUACAGAAUCCAGGGUGACUGGUUGUAUAAGCUAACUGCUGUUAUCUAUCUGAAAUUCUGGUGAAUCUGGUGUUAAACCCAAAUCAAACUAACAAAUCUAGACUUGUUAAAUCUUUGACUGGUCAGUUCUUUUUCAUUGGCUGUUAAAUGGUUUAUACCUUAUUUUUCUGAAAGAUAUUUUGUGAUCAUCAUAAGAUCAGUUUUCCUUUAAAUAUCUCUGGUCGGGAUAACAUUAUCAUUACAUAAACAUGAUAUUAGCCUCAACACAAUUUAUCAAUCUGUAAACAAAAUCACAUUAUAUUGGGAGCAUGCAAAAAAUCACAAAAGAGGAUAGCUGUAAUGUUUGGCUGCAAGUUUUUGCUUGUAUUCCUAGAGUUUUGUGUCAACAGUGUUUGUUUAGUGUCAUGUUAGAGUGCAAUCUCUUCACAUUUCUUGUUUAAUCCAAAGCAACAGAUAUCUCUACCUCAAACAAGACAUUGGUACUUCUCAUGUCCAUAUACCUUUCUAUUAUCUCAUUUUUAUGUAGUUAUUAAAAAAUUGCUUUGCUGUAUCCUGGAAAUUAUGUAUUCAGUUUGUUAGUGUAUCUGUCACUAAUAAGCCAUUCAGUGAUUAAAAAGUAAGAAAAUUUCAAAAUUUAUCAAACAGUAAAUUGAUCUAAACUUUAUCUUGAGAAAUACAAAACUUACUGUAUUGUUUAUUUCUUUGGACUGAAGAUUAUCUUUCUGAUGUAGACAAUUGUUAAUCAUAGAGAAAGUUCAUUAUGGUUAAGCAAACAGCUACACAUUGUAUUAUUCUACAGAGAUGUGCAUGACAAUAAGUAAUGUCCAGGCUAUUCAGGGAAAGACUUCCUGUGACCAGAUUAUGUGUAGUAUACAUGAUCAGAUGAAUGUAUGACAUUUGUUGAAAGUUGCCUUUUUUUCUUGCAUCAUAGAAAAUGGCAAUUUUCACAAAAUUCCGUAGGGAUAGGCUACUUGCAAACAUGCAGGGGCGUAGGGACGAUUUGAGCAUUGGGGCGGCGGAGAGGGGGGGGGUUGGGAGGUGGGGUCCCCCUCCUUUGAACGGGGUCCGGGGUGGCCCCGGGAAAAUUUUGCAUAUAGCUAGAGUAAAUGGUGCAAUCUGGCGACUUCUUGAACUGCUCAGUAUCUGUUGAACAUACUCGUUUCUUUUUUCGAGUUUUCACCCCUAUUUACAGUUUACUAUGUUUAAACACUGUAAUGGCGGCACGAUGUUAGAUAGGACAAUGUCUUGCCAGGGUAAAACCAGUAAUUAAUCUAAGUAGGGGAUCGAGCACAAUACCCUGACUUAAAGAGGUAAUCCAAUCCUUGUGGCAUUUUAGUCAUUAAAUGACAUUAUAAAGGUAAAACGCAGUUCCCUGUUUAGGGUUGAAUGAACGGAGUUCGCGAAUCUUUUAACUAAAUGAUCGAUUCGGAAAUGCAAAAUUGCGAGGCUGAUUGGCCUUUUAUAUUUUUAUGUAGAAGCUGUAAUACUUGUUAAUUUAAUUAGAUCUGUAAGAUCUAUGAGGACUUUUCUACAUUUUAUGCGUUGAAUUUAAUCAUUAUCAUUUGUGCCUUUGAUUUUCAAACAAUAUGUUUAAGUGUCAAAAAUAUUUAAUAUAUUUUAUGUAAAGACAUCUAAAGAUCUCGAUUUGCGUUUGUGUUUUACCAGGAAGGUCUAAUACGUAUCAGUUGUUCCAGGUUUUACUCAAGAUACUUUCCUUUGUCGGCAGAAUUUGAUACACAGCAUUAAUAGCAAUUUUGGCAGUAAGCAGUUAAAUACAAUUAACUUUCAUUAAUUAAAUUAAUGUAUUGCCUAUAAUCCGAGUCUGCGUUGCGUGAAAAUACAGCGACCUUGGUCGUUGCGGAUUAUCGAUUUUGUACAAUACCAUGUCACCAAGGUGAUCUAGCAAGGUGUCAGUGAUAUGACAAGAUUUUGUGUACAUAUCAGUCGCCGAUGCACUUCAUGAUAAAUGGAAGACCGCUGUAUUUAUUUUCAAUUAUAAUUUCUAGCCUUUCCAAAAAUUUACGAGUUCGGCAUUUCGCCGCUCCUCGAAAUAUUGGGGCGGCAGGUGCCGCCCCUGCCGCCCAAGCUCCUACGCCCUUGACAUGUUGCAAUAUAUUUAUUUUAAAAAGUUGAUCUGCUCUGAAUUAAAGGUAUCGGUAUGAAUUGCAUCCUUUCCAGUUAGAAAGUUUUGAAUUAAUCAAAUUUCUUUAUCAGCAAUAUAUCAAACAAUUAGCAUUUUGUAAAACUUUCUGUGUUGUUACUGUACUGGUCAAGUUUCCCAGUAGAAAUAACUUUGGAAGUUUCUUUUUUUUUCUCUGCAAAGUAACAUCUGUUUUGAAUUGGUAAAUGCAUAGUAGUUACAUGAAUUCACCAAGUUUUCCAUAACUUCAUAUACAGUCUUUAGGCUUAGAUAGGUAUUAAACUAAAUUGUUAAUUUAGAUUAGGAAAAUAAAUUGUUAAAUUAUGCUUUAUUCCACAGUUAAUAUGUUACAAAUGUUUUUAUAUGUACAAUUUGACAUUCCAUCCAACAAACUAUUGUGAUAUGUAAUAUGAUAUUUUAUUUUUUGAGUUUUAAUAUUUCAGAUCAUGUUGAUCAUUUAUUGCUUGUAAAUUUUUAGUCUACUGAAUUAAAUUUCCGUCCAA
Molecule: messenger RNA, 7498 nt
Organism: Mercenaria mercenaria
Lineage: Eukaryota; Metazoa; Mollusca; Bivalvia; Venerida; Veneridae
Biological process (GO): non-motile cilium assembly; mitotic spindle organization; cytoplasmic microtubule organization
Cellular component (GO): ciliary base; centrosome; midbody
Source: RefSeq, a predicted model, not a curated record